Molecule: messenger RNA, 583 nt
Organism: Colias croceus (clouded yellow)
Lineage: Eukaryota; Metazoa; Arthropoda; Insecta; Lepidoptera; Pieridae
Gene: RpL22
Product: 60S ribosomal protein L22-like
Exons: 3
Coding region: 110-553 (147 amino acids)
Biological process (GO): cytoplasmic translation
Cellular component (GO): ribosome
Molecular function (GO): RNA binding; structural constituent of ribosome
Source: RefSeq, a predicted model, not a curated record
AAUGUUACUACAUUGAAAAAUAAAAUUAGACGCUGUCAGAAAUAUUGUCUGUAGCGAUCGGCCAUUUUGCAGGUUUUUCGGCGACUGUAACACGUGUUCUGUUGCCACAAUGGCAGUAGCUAAGAAACCAGUAGCUAAAAAAGCUCAGUUGCACCAGAAAACUGGUAAAAAAGGUGUCAAAGGCGGUAAAAUCCGUGGCAAGGGCCAGAGGAGAAAGAUUAGCCUGAAGUUUACCAUUGACUGCACACACCCCGCCGAAGACAGCAUCCUUGAUGUAGCCAACUUCGAAAAGUACUUGAAGGAACGUGUAAAGGUGGAAGGUAAAACAAAUAACCUAGGCAAUCACGUUGUCAUCGCCCGCGACAAGACAAAAGUAGCCAUCAGUGCAGACAUUCCCUUCUCAAAGAGGUACCUCAAAUACUUGACAAAGCGCUACCUCAAAAAGAACAACCUGCGUGACUGGCUGCGAGUGGUCGCCUCCACACAUGACUCGUAUGAGCUGCGCUACUUCAACAUCAACGCUGACAGCGACAAUGAGGAUAACGAGGAUUAACCUGUUGCUAAUUAUAUAGUUUUACACUAA